Messenger RNA from Sander lucioperca (pikeperch), 1083 nucleotides. RefSeq lists its product as uncharacterized. NCBI's taxonomy places the organism in Eukaryota, Metazoa, Chordata, Actinopteri, Perciformes, Percidae. The record is from RefSeq and is a predicted model, not a curated record. The transcript is spliced from 3 exons. Bases 1 to 1083 code for a protein of 360 amino acids.
AUGAGGGGAUUCCUUGGUGUCACUGUGCACUGGAUGGAGAGAGAUGCAGAGAGGGUACAGCUAAAGUCUAAUCUCUUGGCCUGCAACCGCUUUAAAGGCUCUCACACAGCGGAGCGCAUCUGUGACCAAUUUGAGGCAAUAUGUGAUGAAUACAACAUCAAAGCUAAAUUGGACUAUAUCAUUAGUGACAAUGCUGCUAACAUGCGCAAGGCAUUUACGGUCUGCUUCCCCAGUGAACAGGAGGAAGAUGAUUAUGCUGGAGAUAAUCUUGAUGAUCCUGAGCUAUGCUCCCUGCUCCACACAAGCACAACGUUUAAAGACAUCUUCAAUGGUGAAUUUGGGGAGCACAGAGGCAUCCCUGCUGCAGCGAGCACGAGGUGGAAUUCCACACUGCGGCAGGUGAAAGCAGUCCUUCAUUGUGAUCAGCAAAAGCUCUGCGCAGUUCUUGAGAAGGCCGGGCAUAAAGAACUGUCAUUCACACCACGAGAGUGGAAUCUGCUGAAGGAGUUGGCGGACAUCUUGAAACCGUUCGGAGAAGCAACUGAUUUGACACAGGGGGAGAAAGUCAUUACAAUCAGUGCAGUUGUUCCAUCCGUCUUGUCCCUCAAUCACCAUCUUGAGAAGCUGAAGCCUCAAGUUCGUUUCCUGAGCGGCCUGGUCAGAGGUCUGCAGGCAUCCCUGAAAAAAAGAUUUCUUGGGAUCUUCGUUAAUGUGAAAAUGGCCCAGUCUCAAGAAGGGAUCACUGCCCCCUUUUCAGACACAGUCUACCUGAAAGCAGCUGCCUUGGAUCCAGCCUUUUGUCUGCUGUGGAUUGAGCCCCAUGUUCUGGUCAACCGUAACAUCAAGGCAGAGGUGGCACAACGAGUUAAAGAAUUGAUCCUGCAAGAUGCUGCAGAGACGGAGCAACCUGUGCCUGUGCCGGUGCCUGCUGAAGAAGAACUAGAGGACAUGGAAGGAGAAGGGCUGUUUGCUGCAUACCAUAAGAGGCAGAAAAUGGAUGUUGGGACCCCACCAGCAGUACAGCUAAGUCACUACAUUGACAUGGCAGAAGGAAAGAAAAUGCCCUUUUGUUCUGGGCACUGA